AUGGCGGGCAAUGGAAGAGUCACAAAACGGUCCUCAAAUGCCUACAUCCUGGAACUGCAGCAGAAGAUUGCGCGUAUAGAGCAGAACGAGAAGGGCCAAGUGAGCCCUUUCAGCUCGAAUUUCGAUACUCAAAUCGAUCCCAAAGAUCCCCAAGAUGUACCUCCGUUGGAGAGGACUACUACCCCGGAGGAUCAUGAUGAAGCUCAGGAUCUGGAGGAUCUAGACUCGGGGCUAGCCAACCCGUUAUCAUCCGGUCCUCCUACUUUCAUGUCUGCAGCGAAUGGCCGCACAUUCUAUCUUGGAACAUCAUCCAACUGGUCAUUCACUCGGCGAGUUCUCAGUUUGGCACAUCAGCACCUCUAUCAGGAUGCACUACCCACGGAAACUUUGAUAUUUGAUGAAACGACCUAUGAACUCGGGUGGGACGGGUUACGAACAACUCCGGGCCCAGAUGUUCCAGUUGUCCCGACUCGCGACCACACAAUGUAUCUGAUCAACGCCGUGCAAUUCAGGUGCGGGCAGUUGUAUCACCUUUUCGACGAAGAUGAGUUCAUGAGCUCGUUGCAGAAAUUUUACACUGGAGAUGGACAAUCUAUGACAAACACUUUGUGGUACAUCCAUUUUCUCCUUAUCCUGGCCUUUGGGAAAGGGUUCGUUCAGCCCAAGGCCCAAGGCAAAAAGCCACCAGGGGUGUGCUAUUUCGUCAAAGCUUUGCAGCUUUUGCCUGACCCGACUGCUCUAUACCGGGACCCUAUGCUCGGAACAGAAAUUUUAUGUUGCAUCGCUCUAUACUACCAGUGUGUCGACUAUCGAACAUCAGCACAUAACUACAUCGGUCAAGCAAUCCGAAUCGCUAUGGCACAAGGAAUGCACACCAGUAUGCCAGUCGAAGAUUUGGGACAUGACAUGGUCCAAAGAUCCGGCAAAAUCUGGUGGACUAUAUAUAUACUGGAUCGAGAAAUGACAUCGUUAAUGGGUCUGCCUCAAUCAAUCAAUGACCGAUAUGUGCAAACCCAGCUCCCCACCUUUGCAGACCCAUCGGAGACCAUGUCAUUAGGCAUGCACAUCAAGUUGUCUCAGAUCAUUGCCGAAGUGAACAGCACUAUAUAUGUUGUCAAUGGGCGCAUCAACCGGACAUUUCUGGUUAGCACAAAAGCAGCAUUGGCGAAUAUCGCAGGGCUUGCCGAUGAGCUUCGCGAGUCAUUCCCGCUACACUUGGAUCCAGGCAGCGGAGUUUCUCGCAUAUCAGCAUAUUUACAUCUCCAAUAUCACCAGUGUAUCAUCCUAGCCACCCGGCCUCUCCUAUUCUGCUUUCUUAAAAUCCGCUUCGAAUCCCCCCAAAGCUGUGUGGAAUCUCUCAAUGCCUCCCGAAACGUCCGGAAUCUGAUGCAAAUGUGUCUUGAAUCCGCUCAGCACAUCAUCAGCAUUCUCUCCAGUCUACAGAGUCAAGGCCUCUUAGAAAACUUCCUCCCCUUUGAUCUAGAAUCAGUCUUCGUAUCCACAAUCAUCCUCCUCAUGGGCCCGGCCAUCGACCCACGUGUACUAGAAAGCCACCCCAACUGGCUGGAGAAAGCAUAUUCCAUCUUUGACGAAAUGAUCAGAGACGGCAACCAAGUUGCCAAAUUCCGGCGAUCCGAGCUCCAGCAGCUACAUGAGACAUUAAUAGGCUGUAUCUCUAGCGAUCAGCCCCGACCCUUGCCAGUCUCUGAAUUCUUCCAGCAGGCUAAUGUUCUUCCCCACCCGACUUCCCCUUCUGCAACACCGGUUCCUGGUGCUAUACCUCAGUGUGUUCGAUACGAUGAUGCGCUUCUGAGGCCGGAUCCUGAUUUCGAUGUGGAGUGUGAUUUUAGUACGAUGCUGACUUCGGCUGAGAUCAUGGCUGUUGCAGACUCGAUUGAGAGUUAUGAUACUGAGUGGGUGUCAAAUGCAAUGAUUGAGCAUAGAAUAUGGUAG
Penicillium digitatum Pd1 is the source of this 1953-nucleotide messenger RNA. The record is from RefSeq and is a predicted model, not a curated record. NCBI's taxonomy places the organism in Eukaryota, Fungi, Ascomycota, Eurotiomycetes, Eurotiales, Aspergillaceae.